GUGCUUUUGUGAAAAGCACUUUUGAAAAAAACCACUUCUCAAAAUAAACUAAUUUUUACAGCUUGGCCAAACGGGUUAUAAAUUUUAGAUCCAGCGACGGAGCCACCUUAUAGCAAAGAAUUGACACCCCUUCACGGGAACUAUAUAGGUAGGUAAUUUUUUUUUAUUUUUUAUGUAUAUAUGUUAUAUGUUGAAUUUCAUUGCUUUUUUGGUAAUAUUUACUUUUUAUAUAUUUUGACAACCCUUAAUAAAAAUGGUAGCUUCUUAGAUCCAUCUCUGGUUAGCCAGCAACAACAAUACACCCUGGUUAGUUGGUAGUACUUAAUUAAAAUUUACAAAAAAUAAAACAUAAAAAUAGAGUUUCUAAGCUCUAACGUCGCUUCUUCUCCCCCACUUACUAUUUUCAUCAUUACAGGUACAUACCACUGUUACCACCUCUAUAUAUAUAGCUUUUAUGUUUCAUAGUUGGAAUUCAUCUACAAACAAAUAUUUCUUCUUCAUAUCCCAAUUAAUCACUAAUAUUAAACUCAUAUUCUUGAUUAUAUAUCAUCUUCAAUGGAUUCAAAGCAAUCAUCAGAAUUAGUGUUCACAGUAAGGAGACAAAAGCCAGAGCUAAUAGCUCCAGAAAAACCAACUCCACGUGAAACUAAGUUUCUUUCGGAUAUUGAUGAUCAAGAAGGUAUGCGAUUCCAAAUUCCCGUUAUUCAAUUUUACAGUAAGAAUUCUUCUAUGGAAGGGAAAGAUCCUGUUAAUGUUAUUAAAAAGGCUAUCGCUGAAACACUUGUGUUUUACUAUCCAUUUGCUGGCCGGCUCCGGGAAGGAACUGGCCGGAAACUUAUGGUGGAUUGUACCGGCGAAGGGAUUAUGUUUGUCGAAGCGGACGCUGAUGUUACACUUGAAGAAUUUGGAGAUGAACUUCAGCCUCCAUUUCCAUGCUUAGACGAGCUUCUUUUUGAUGUUCCUCACUCUGCUGGAGUUCUUAAUUGCCCUUUGCUUCUUAUUCAGGUAACUCGUCUAAUAUGUGGUGGUUUUAUCUUCUCGCUGAGAUUAAACCACACAAUGAGUGAUGCACCCGGUCUUGUCCAAUUCAUGACUGCAGUGGGUGAAAUGGCACGCGGUGCAUCUGCUCCAUCUGUACUUCCAGUCUGGUGUCGAGAAUUGCUAAAUGCAAGAAAUCCGCCCCAAGUGACAUGUACACAUCACGAAUACGAUGAAGUACCCGAUACAAAGGAUACCAUUAUCCCCUUAGACGACAUGGUUCACAAAUCUUUCUUUUUUGGCCCUUCUGAAGUCUCAGCACUUCGUCGAUUUGUCCCUUAUCACUUGCGUAAGUGUUCCACUUUUGAACUUCUCACAGCAGUCCUUUGGCGUUGUCGAACAAUGUCCCUAAAACCUGAUCCAGAAGAGGAAGUCCGCAUUCUUUGUAUUGUCAAUGCACGUUCGAACGCGAGGUUCAAUCCACCCUUGCCUACUGGCUACUACGGCAACGCCUUUGUAUUCCCCGUAGCAGUGACAACUGCGGCUAAACUGAGCAAAAAUCCACUAGCAUAUGCACUCGAGUUAGUGAAGAAAACAAAGACGGAUGUGACUGAAGAAUAUAUGAAAUCAGUGGCAGAUUUAAUGGUGUUAAAAGGUAGACCUCAUUUUACAGUGGUGAGGACUUAUCUUGUAUCAGAUGUGACUAGAGCUGGAUUUAGAGAAGUGGAUUUUGGAUGGGGAAAAGCAGUAUAUGGUGGACCAGCUAAAGGAGGAGUGGGUGCAAUUCCUGGUGUGGCUAGUUUUUAUAUACCAUUUAAAAACAAGAAAGGUGAGAAUGGAAUUGUGGUUCCAAUUUGUUUGCCUGGUUUUGCAAUGGAAACAUUCAUUAAAGAACUUGAUGGUAUGUUGAAAGGUGAUGCUCCAUUAGUCAACUCAAACUAUGCCAUUAUCAAACCUGCCCUUUGAGAUAUUAAUUACUCCUAUGAAUUAAUUAUCUCGAAUACUUCAUCUGUUUUUGUGUGUGUAUAAUUUCAAAUUAAAUGUUGUAAGUUUUCUCUUUUAUCACAUGUAAUUUUAAAUA
Molecule: messenger RNA, 2059 nt
Organism: Nicotiana tabacum (common tobacco)
Lineage: Eukaryota; Viridiplantae; Streptophyta; Magnoliopsida; Solanales; Solanaceae
Product: benzyl alcohol O-benzoyltransferase-like
Source: RefSeq, a predicted model, not a curated record